UUAGAAAUGAGAAUUAUUUAUUUAUAAUGCAUCAUUAGAUUAAUUGUUAAUGAGACAAUAAGGCUGCUCUCCUGAGUUAAGCCUUUUAAAGCCCACAAGUCACAUUAAUACUUUGGAAGUGGGAAAAAUAGUAAAAUAUAGUCUGUGAUAUAAUCAUAGUAUGUGUUAUGCGUUAUUUCUGAGAAAACUCCAAGUUCAAGUUCUCUCUAUACCUUCUCUGCUCUUUGGCCUUAGUAGCUUAGGCCUAGAAUGAUGUGAGAGAGGUGUGCGUUCGUUGUUAUGACAACCAGCAGUGCCCCUCCCACCGGUUUGUGCCAGAGCAUCACUUGCUGGAGCUGUCCAGAGAACAUGCGGGAGACGGAUAGAGUUGAAUCACUGGCUUCAGGGUCAAGUUUCUCUCGUAGCAGGCUAUAGUCUAAGCUGUCCUCAACAGGCCUACUAUACUUUGACCGGUUUGAAUGUGACAUUUGACGGUGCUGUUGCGAGAGUGCAACCAGAAAUUGCAGAAUAAAAAAGACCAAAUCCGUAUAAUUUAUGCGUAAUGAUUUACAUCAAAUAGGAACAUAUUUUGUGCAAAAACAGCGGAAUGGGUCAUUUUGACAAUCCAGAGGCGCAUCCGAGAAUGGUCCGGGAAGACACUGGCGACAGCGGGGAACGGAACGCGCACGAGUGCUUUAAAUUCGCGGAGCUCAUGGGAACAGCCAAGCCGGUAAAUACCCAUUGCCGUGAAAGCACGGACACGGACUUACAGCACGAUAGAAGUGAGGGCUGGCCACCGUUGACGGUGAAGAGACAUCAGCACAAGCACAGCCUAAAACGCCGGUACGAAGUUCUGGAGACGCUUGGCAAAGGCACGUAUGGGAAAGUGAAGAGAGCUGUAGAGAGAAAGAGCGGAAUAACGGUGGCCAUUAAAUCCAUAAGGAAGGUACGCAUAAGUGAUGAUCUGGACAGAGUCCACAUUCAGAGAGAGAUUGAGAUUGUGUCUCUCCUCACCCAUCCAAAUAUCAUACGAAUGCAUGAGGUGUUUGAGUGCCGUGAGAAGAUAGUGAUGGUGAUGGAGUAUGCCAGUGGGGGAGAGUUGUAUGACUACAUCCAGCAGAGACAACGACUGAGUGAGAUAGAGGCCCGGAACUUCUUCAGACAGAUCACCUCUGCAGUUCAUUAUUGUCACAAGAAUGGUGUGGUUCAUCGAGACCUCAAACUUGAAAACAUCCUACUAGACCAAAACCUGAAUGUAAAGCUGGUUGACUUUGGCCUGUCUAAUCACUAUGAGAGAGGGAGAAUGCUGGACACCUUCUGUGGCAGUCCGCUCUAUGCCUCCCCGGAGAUCAUCAAUGGAGUGCCCUAUCAAGGCCCUGAGGUGGACUGCUGGGCACUGGGGGUAUUGCUCUAUGCUUUGGUCCACGGAUCAAUGCCGUUUGAUGGAGCGAGCUACAGUGGCCUGACAGAACAGAUCAGACAGGGUCGCUUCCGUAGACCUCAGCCUCCAUCAGAUGCCUGUGCUCUGAUUGGCUGGAUGCUAACCGUGAGGGUGGAAGAUAGGGCAACUGUGGAAGACGUAGCCAAUCACUGGUGGGUAAACUGGGGCUUUGACGUUUCCAUUUGUGACUGCCCACCUGCCUGGUGUGUAAAACACUCCGGGUGGGACCAUGAUCCGUCGCCCUCUGCCAAGGGUUACACCACAUCCAAACGUCUACCGUCUGAGCCACACCUCAGGCUUACCUUCCCCCCGAAACGGCCUACGAGCCAGCCUCCAUGCUCCACCCUACCCAGGAAAUCCCGACUGGAUAAGCCUCUCUCUUCUCCACGAAGCCCCAUCUCUCUCAGCCCAGCAGUCUCUCCAGCUCACUGCCAAGCAGCCAAAAUGCCCAAGAAAGGCAUCCUGAAGAAACAGUAUGAGAGAGCAGCCCAAAGUGCUCCUUCAGAAAAGCAGGCUGGAUCAGCUGACAUCUCUGCUCCCCCAAGUGGUAAAGCUGCCUACAGAGGGGAAGGACAGGGGAGAGCAGAGGAAGGUAGGAGGAGGAAAGGUAUUCUCAAACGCAACGGCAAAUUCACCUCUGGUGCAAAGCCAACAGUGAUGACACCACCCUCUUCACCUCCAGCAUCGUUCCCAGAAUCCUUAGAGUGGGAUCCAGACCCAGAACUCAGGAACAGUCAGCAGAGGGACAUGGAGAACGCCCAGGAAGAGGAACUAGAGAGAUAAGGAUAGAGCAUGUCUCUCAUACUCUGACCAUCACUCACUUUUCUUGCUGUCUGUUAAUUGAUUAAAAAAUGUUUGAAUUGAAA
Alosa sapidissima (American shad) is the source of this 2286-nucleotide messenger RNA. Its product is annotated as NUAK family SNF1-like kinase 1. Bases 587 to 2203 code for a protein of 538 amino acids. Gene Ontology annotation, cellular component: cytoplasm. Gene Ontology annotation, biological process: intracellular signal transduction; microtubule cytoskeleton organization; protein phosphorylation. Gene Ontology annotation, molecular function: tau-protein kinase activity; protein serine/threonine kinase activity; ATP binding. The transcript has 7 exons. NCBI's taxonomy places the organism in Eukaryota, Metazoa, Chordata, Actinopteri, Clupeiformes, Clupeidae. The record is from RefSeq and is a predicted model, not a curated record.